Molecule: messenger RNA, 1709 nt
Organism: Geodia barretti
Lineage: Eukaryota; Metazoa; Porifera; Demospongiae; Tetractinellida; Geodiidae
Source: the annotation of a GenBank genome assembly
CAUCUAUGAUCCUCAAAUAUUUGUGUGGAUGGAUGAGACGGGUUGCGAUCUGAGGAACACUACGUAAAUAUGGAUACAGCUAAUGCGGCAUUCCAGUUUGUGACUACCGCCUGCUAGUUUGAGGAAAUCCAUCCUCUGCAAUACAAACCACCACGAAAGAUGCUGUUUUUGGCAGAUGUCUCUAUGAAAAUAAAGCCCACUUGGAAAUACAAGAUAUAGACUCUGCAUUUUACGCAAUGUGAUUGGUCAAUUAAACAAGGUGACAGCGUCAGGUGAUACUACCAUUGGCCAGUGGGAUGUAGUUAGGGGUGAGUCAGUUGCUACCUACAAGUCUCACACAGGCAGUGUAAAAAGUGUCGAUGUAAAGAGAGAUGAACCAACUAUGUUAGUGUCAGGAGGUAGGGAUGGCAGCAUAUAUGUGUGGGACACACGGGUGCUCCUCCAGAGGCUCCAGGCAUCGACCUGUGAAUCAUGUUCGAAUGGCACAUAGAUGGACAAGAGCAUCUCCACCAGCAAAAAAGAGAAGAUGCUCAGUCACAAAAACUGCACAAACCUCAGAUUUACAGUAUGGCGUCACAUCAGUACUUUUCCAUGGCCUUCACAAGGUGGCAUCAUGUGGAGCUGCAGAUGGGAGUGUAAAGUUGUGGGAUUUGAGGAGAACCUACAGUAUAUGUAGGCUAGAGCCUCCUCUCAGCUGGUACUCAUUCUCUCCUGUUGGAGAAUCUGGAAGACGAUUCGGGUUUACCUCACUGACAUCAGAUCCCUGGCAGAGCUCUUUGUUUGCUUCCUGCACUAACGACAUAAUUUACCAGUACAGCACCUCCAUGCUCAAAUCAGACCCAGUUGGUGCUUAUGGUGGUCACAAAAACUCUACAUUUUAUGUGAAGUCAACAGUCAGUCCAGAAGGAAAGUACUUACUCUCUGGAUCAAGCUGCAGUCGGGUAUUCAUCUGGUACCUUGAUGAGCCACACCAACCUCCCACUGUGCUCAAUGGACACAGCAAGGAGGUUACUGCUGUUUGCUGGAGCCCUGCCCUUACUGAAGUUGUGACCUGUUCUGACAACAAUGACUUGAGAUUAUGGAGAAUCAGGCAGAGCAGAAAUAAUGCCCCAGUAGAGGAUUUGGUAGGAACUGCAGGUGUCUAUCAUGGGGAAGGUAAAGUCGAACCGCGCAAGGCACACUUUGGGGGUCCUUGUAGAGAGCUUAUCCUUCCUAGAGAGGGUCUCUAAAAUGUUCAUAUCCCUUCCUAACCAGUAGCUUACUAACACUUUUUUGACAUGAUAAUGGUAAAGUUCUGGUGUUAUGUACAUGGUGUGGUCGCUUCUACAUAUUCGUCUGUUAGAAAGUGGCAGCAAUGCCCAAGGGGAUGACCAAAUUCUGCAUUUUCUCUAUAUGAACAAAUUGGCAGCUUGUUUGCUCUUAGAUGUAUCAUUUGGGGAUCUAGUUUUAUCAGGCCUUGUCAAACUGCCAUAGUAGAGUGUUGCUUUUUCACACACUAAGUUUUCAGGGGCACAAUAGUUGUGGGUGACUCUUCUUGUGGCUUAGCAGUACCUUAAUUGUGAAUGAUUCUCGAAGCCAUCCCAGUUUGCACAACUCUACUAUGCGCAGUUUGACCAGACUCCCCCUUUCUACUCAGUAGCCAGACUGUUAGAGAGACACAUUGUAUUGUUCAAAGGUUAGUGGUGUCCUUUCGGUUUGCAAUCAGGGGC